UGGAAGUGAUUGGAACACCUGAAUUCAAUGAUUUGUAUGGGUUGUUUUUGAAUAACUAGGUAAGAAGUAAGAAGCUAAACAGGCACAGAGAAACUGACAGAGUGUAAGACCUUUCAGAUUCAUGGGCCUCUUCAAUAAUAUCAAGUUUUUUGUGCUGUGCCAUGGAAUGCUGCAGCUUGCUCAGCUGUUGGUGUCUGGCUAUCUGAAGGGCUCCAUAUCCACCAUAGAGAAAAGAUAUGGCCUCUCCAGUCAGAUGUCUGGAUUGCUGUCCUCAUUUAAUGAGGUGGGAAACACAGUUCUCAUUGUGUUUGUGAGCUAUUUUGGGAGUCGAGUGCACCGACCCAGGUGCAUUGGUAUAGGAGCAAUAAUAGCAAGUAUGGCUGCAUUCCUCAUAGCACUGCCUCACUUUUUCAGUGGAGAAUAUGAAUACACAGAUGACCAAAACAGCACCAAAGUGAAUGUCUCUGGUCUUUGCCAACCAGUAAGCACUGUCCAGGCUCAAUUGUUCAAUAAAACUUGUUCAAAAGAGGACAGUCAUGCCCACCAUGCAGUGUAUCCUGUACUCCUCCUUGGCCAGCUGCUGUUGGGCAUUGGUGGUGUUCCAAUACAACCCUUUGGAAUUUCAUAUGUAGAUGAUUAUGCAUAUAAGAAGAAUUCACCAUUCUAUCUUGGAAUACUCUUUUCAAUAACUGUGAUUGGACCAGCACUUGGUUACCUGAUGGCUUCAUUCAUGCUUCGUUUAUAUGUGGACUUCAACUUAGACUCUUCUGAUAGUAUCAACCUGACAAAAGAUGAUCCCCGAUGGGUUGGGGCUUGGUGGAUGGGCUUCCUUUUAGCUGGUACUCUGCUCUUCCUUACGUCCUUGCCAUACCUGUUUUUCCCCAGAAAAAUGCAAACAGAGGAAACCACAGAGGCCCCUGUGAAACCCACAUCAGAGAAGUUUAUAAAAAAGAAUGACAUGAGCUCAAAUCAGAUGCAUGAACUUUCACUCAGCCAGUUCCUUAAAAGAUUCCCACACAUCAUGUUGAGAACUCUGAGAAAUCCUAUCUACCUUCUGGUGGUUCUGGCCCAGGUGAACCUAGCAGCCAUGAUUGCUGGGAUAGCUACAUUCAUGCCCAAAUUCAUUGAGAGGCAUUUCAUGAAACCAGCCACCUUCUCCAACUUGAUGAUUGGUGGUUUAAUCAUCCCAUCAGCCAUGCUGGGUAUCAUGGCAGGAGGCAUGGUCUUGCGCAGACUCAGUCUGUCAAUUAGAGCCUCUGCAGUCAUGUGCAUUGUUGCAGUUCUGAUGGGCAGCAUGUUCGCUUUGCCACUGCUUUUUCUUGGCUGUUCAACGCAGAGGAUUGCUGGGAUCUACCCUAACAAUAUUUCCCCCCCAAGAUCUCAGCAGUGCAGUCUGGAUUGCUCCUGCUCCAGUGAGGCAUUCAAUCCGGUGUGCAGCUCUGAUGACAUAGAGUUCCGCUCUCCAUGUCAUGCAGGCUGCAGACAGGGAUCCUAUGAUGAGAAAAUGAAAGUUUGGAACUACACAGACUGUUCAUGUGUGGGGUCCAAUAGUCUCCCUGGCUUCACUUUGUCCAGAAUAUGUGAUAAUGGCUGCUCUCAUCUCAUCAUCCCUUUCUUGAUUUUGUCAUCCCUUUCAUGUUUGUUGGUCUCCUUCUCCCACACCCCGUCCUUUAUGAUGAUUCUCAGGACUGUGGCACCAGAAGACAAAUCCUUUGCACUGGGAAUCCAGUUUAUGCUCUUCAGAGUACUCGCAUUUCUGCCAGCCCCUGUGCUGUAUGGAAGUGCUAUUGAUUCCACCUGUAUUCUAUGGGGGCAAAAGUGCAACAAGAACACCUCAUGCCAUUACUACAACUUAGAUCUGUUUAGACAACGAUUCCUUGGACUUCAGAAUUUCUUCAUUGUUGGUGGCCUGGCCUUUUUCGUUCUUUCCUUCUUGGUUCUGAAGAGAAUGGAUUCCAUCAGGCAACUGCAAACAGAACAGGGAAGCAAUGUGGCCACAGGAAAGAAAGACCAGGAAACAAGUCUCCAAAAGGCAGCUUCUGUUCCGCUCUAGCAAUGUGAGGCAUGCAGUAUUUUGUGCAUAUAUUGAAUCUGGGACAUCUUCUGUAAGAUUGGUAUUUUCUGGUUCCUGCGAAAAGGAAAGAGAAGGUUAGUGGCCUGCAUUAGCAUUGGAAUAUAAUUAGCAAUGAUUUGCUGUUCGCUAUCUAAGUUAGAAGAGCUACUUCCUAGACUGAGAUCUGGCAUUAUGAGACAGAAAGCUAAUCUUCAGUGUGAAUAAUGACUGCUAUAAGUCACUCUAAUCACGUAUAUUAUAUUCUCAUCCCUAAAAUGUAGAAGCCAACAGUCACAUAGUCUUGGAGCACAUAAUACACAUGUUGCAUGUGUUGCACACACGUGUGGAUUCUUG
Electrophorus electricus (electric eel) is the source of this 2407-nucleotide messenger RNA. NCBI's taxonomy places the organism in Eukaryota, Metazoa, Chordata, Actinopteri, Gymnotiformes, Gymnotidae. The record is from RefSeq and is a predicted model, not a curated record.